This is a messenger RNA of Microstroma glucosiphilum, 694 nucleotides long. RefSeq lists its product as hypothetical. The coding region runs from base 122 to 481 and encodes 119 amino acids. NCBI's taxonomy places the organism in Eukaryota, Fungi, Basidiomycota, Exobasidiomycetes, Microstromatales, Microstromataceae. The transcript has 2 exons. The record is from RefSeq and is a predicted model, not a curated record.
UGCCUUCCCUCAGAGCAGCAACGUAGCGCAUACACCCUCUUUCUUGGCGCUCUCUCUCCACAUCAAGAUUCCUUUCCUCACUUGACAGUCCUUUCCCUCUGCUCGUUAGACGAUUGGAAGCAUGUGCGCCGAGAUCUGCGAAGCCCUUUGCAUGGGAUGGAUCUUCUCGUGGUGGUACAACAGUACGCUGGGCCAGAACUGCUGCCUCUGCUGCGACAAGUGCUGCCGCUGUCGUUUCCUCGACGACGAUGGGCCUCUACCGGAAGAGGAAACCAACAGACCACGACGUGCUCAGGGCACUACCAGAGCUGAGCUGGAGGGAGAUCAGGGUGGAGAGAGUUUGCCGAAGUAUGAGGAGAACACGGGGAUGAAGAUGGCCCAGCCGGGUGCACCGCAGGCGAGCAUGCCCCUCAGCGCCGAUGGGCAGGCCGAGGCUGGACAAGGACCGGCUACGGAGCGGACAGACGCAACUGGGCAUUAGAAGAAUCUCACUCAUCCCCUGAUCGCAAAGGAGAGCCUUCUUUUGUCGUUUGGCUCCAUCCCACCUUACCUCGGCACACUUGGUUCUGAACCCAUUUCUUGCUGUAUUCGUGUACAUAUUGUAAUUCAAGCACUCCCCUUUUGGUUCUCAAUCUGGAACCUGUCACAAACCUCAUUGGACAGUCUGGAGGUAUUGGAUGAUGGUAAAUGUCGA